AUGGGAAUAGCAUGCUGUAAAAAUUAAGACGUUGCGAGGUUCAAUAUAUAACCUAUUAUUCCAUUGAUUCCAACUGAAGAAGCUUCUUUAGAUGAAACAAAAAUAGUGAAAAUAUAAACCAGUAUCAGACGUUACCUAUCAAAAACUAAAUAAAAAUAAAAAUCGGAGGUUUCAGCCACACCUGCAGUAUAAGUCUAAUCGCAUACGAAUGAACAAGUAGUUGAGAUUAUCGAAAUAAUCCCGAAAGAUGCAUAAAAAGUAGAGUGGCCUUAAAUUUUGCUUUAAGCUGUGCAAAACAAAUUAAAAGAGUUGGCACCUCUCAAAUAAUUGACAUACUCAUGCUAUCUAUUAGAUGAUGGAUGCUAUUUUCAAGGAGAUUUUGUGAAUUAAUAAAAAGAAGGGUUUGGAAGAUAAAUUGAUUAGGAUGGUUCGUUAUAUGAAGGAACAUUUAAGCAAAAUGUAAAACAAGGGAAGGGAAGAUAGAUUAGUUGUGAUGGAAGUGUAUAUGAAGGAAAUUUUGAUGAUAAUGAAUAUGAUGGUUAUGGUGAAUUUUAAGAUUCGUAUGGAUUUGUCUAUAAAGGAGAAUGGAAGUAAUCAUUGUUCCAUGGAGAAGGUCACGAGAUCAAUGAGUAAUUCUAAUACAAAGGAGCAUAUAAACAGGGAUACAGGACUGGAUAUGGAGAGAUCACAUAUGUUGAUGGAAAUAAGUAUAUGGGAGAAUUUCAGAAAAACAAGUUUGAAGGUUUUGGUAUAUUUAUAUAUGCGGACGGAAGGAAAUAUGAAGGAGGUUGGAUGAAUAACUAGAUGCAUGGCAAAGGGACCUUCUCUUGGCCUAAUGGACGAAAGUACACGGGAAACUAUCAUUUGGAUCUGAAGGAAGGUUUAGGAGAAUUCAUUUUUGAGAAUGGUAGUAGCUACAGGGGGAUGUGGAAACAAGGAAAAUAGCAUGGACAUGGCAUAAUGAUUUCAGAGUUGGGAGAUCAAAGAGAAGGGGAGUGGGUUGAAGGAAGAAGAAUAAAAUGGAGAUGA
Messenger RNA from Paramecium tetraurelia, 1029 nucleotides. RefSeq lists its product as uncharacterized. The record is from RefSeq and is a predicted model, not a curated record. Lineage: Eukaryota; Ciliophora; Oligohymenophorea; Peniculida; Parameciidae. Gene Ontology annotation, cellular component: cytosol. The transcript is spliced from 5 exons.